Messenger RNA from Puccinia graminis f. sp. tritici CRL 75-36-700-3, 675 nucleotides. RefSeq lists its product as uncharacterized. The transcript is spliced from 5 exons. Gene Ontology annotation, biological process: protein localization to cell surface; attachment of GPI anchor to protein. The record is from RefSeq and is a predicted model, not a curated record. Lineage: Eukaryota; Fungi; Basidiomycota; Pucciniomycetes; Pucciniales; Pucciniaceae. Gene Ontology annotation, cellular component: GPI-anchor transamidase complex; membrane. The coding region runs from base 33 to 671 and encodes 212 amino acids.
AAGUCAAGCAACCAACAUCUUCCUUCGAUAGCAUGCUAGCAACAUCGAGCGUGAUGGCCGCCUGGAUGGCCGUAAGGGUCGGGCUCGAAUCUGGUCUGGCCCCAGGGGUCAUGGACUGGAUAUCUCAUCGUCCCGAGUUGGCAACACCAGUCACUGGCUGGAAACAACUCAAGGAAGGAAUUUACUUAUUUCAGGAAGGUCUGGAUCCGUAUGACAGCGGGGUAUUCCAUCAAUCUCCUCUAUUGCUUCACCUCUUCUCGUUCGUCCAUUCGCCAAUCCUCGUCGCAUCGGUCUACGGGUUAGUCGACUGCUAUUCUGCGUGGAUCUUACUCCGUCUGUUCCGAUCAAAAUGGCCGAGACUCACGGGGCCUGUCAAGUCAAUGAAGUUAAAUGAGGAUCGGUGGAUGCUCAGUCCGACUUAUCAAAUCGACGAUUGGCAAUUAAUCCUAUUCUACCUAUUCUCACCCCUAAACAUAUUGACGAGUCUGUCGAAAUCAACGGUCGUCUUCAACAAUCUUGCAAUCCUACUUGCGCUUGAUGGCGCUCUUCAAAACCGGAUGGCGUUUUCGAUGUUCUCUCUAUCCAUCGGAACACAUUUGAGUGUAUAUCCGGUUCUUCUGGUUCCCAGUUGUAUCGGGAUUAUUCUCAACGCAGAAGGUCUCCAAAUCUAAAACA